UUUCUUGACGCGAAGGUGAAACUGACAGUUCAGUGCACAGUGGUCAAUACCUGUGGUUGCAAAAUGGAAUCACAUUUUGUAAAAUUAUUUUUGAUAAUUUUUGAAUCCUAUGAAAGUUCAAAUUGUUGUUUCCUGAUAUCACAAAUCAAGCGUCUAAUUACUUCAUGAUGAAACAGCUCGACUGCAACAACAGCGGAAUUUUCGCAGAAGAAAAUGGCUAAAAUUCCGUGUUCUGUAAAACUGCACUAUAAGUAGAACUGUAAAAAAAUGAUACCAUACUUGAAUUAUCGUCUCGUGCUCGUGGUGUCCAGCUUAUCUUUUGCUUCACUGUAGAUGCAUUGUUCCACGAAGCGGGAAAGAAAUUCAGCUUCUCGCUGUUUGUCAAAAAGCAAGAGAACAAAAAAGGGCAAACAGUUUGUAAAAACACCAGCAACAGAACGGGGCACUCACAAAAAUGCAAAUUCUACUAGAAGUUUGUGUCGAUACAUUCGAAUCUGCCGUUGCAGCGAUCCAGGGUGGCGCCGACCGUAUAGAGCUCUGCUCUGCGCUUAGUGAAGGUGGCCUGACGCCCUCGGUGGGCCUGUUGCGAGAAAUAAAGCAAUACCUUGCAGCGGAAUAUGAUGCACCAUUGCUAAGCGGUCGCCCAACGAUCUUCCCCGUGUACUGCAUGAUACGGUGCCGCAGGGGUAGUGAUUUCUGCUACUCCGCGCAGGAAAUGAACGCCAUGCUGUGGGAUAUGCGGCUGUUGAAACAGAACGGUGCCGAUGGGUUCGUGUUCGGCGCACUGGAUCCAUCAUCAUCUUGCCGCGUGCAUCGAGAACACUGCGAACAAGUGGUUGUGGCGGCAGGAGAGCUACCGCUAACCUUUCACCGUGCCAUUGACUGCACGGAGGAGAGCGCACUGGGUGAGAAUCUACGGUUGAUAGCUGAGAUGGGCUUUUCGACCGUUUUGACGAGUGGAUUGAAACCGACGGCAGAGCAAGGGAUGGAAACGAUCGCUAAAAUGAAGAAAAUAGCAGAUCAGCUCACCGGUAAAUCACUUCGUGUGAUGCCCGGUUCGGGAGUAUCGACGCAAAAUGCACGGCAAAUACUGCAACGUACCGGAUGCGAUGCAAUACACGGAUCGGCAAGCAUAACGAAACCGGCGGGAGGUCAUCAAACAGGAACCAUAUCGAUGGGCGGAAGCAAUGUCGAUGCUAUGCCAUUGAAAGUGUGCAGUAAAGCAAAGGUGCAAGAGUUGCGCCAGUUGAUCGAUAGCUAAGUGUAGGAAAAUAAAGCAUUACCCUUACCUCUGCACUGGGAGCCUGGGAGGUAGCUGAUACCUUCCUAUGUUUUCUUUCACUUGGGCCCAACGUACGGUCACGCGUGUUUUUGGAUCGUACAUCCCAUACCGUGGUGUAUUUAUUGUGAACGUUUUUUUUUGCACAUAAUUCACUGCUGAAACGAAGCGGGAUAUUAGAAUCCAGGGGAGGCCGGUCACCGCAAUGGUUGGA
Messenger RNA from Anopheles merus, 1493 nucleotides. Its product is annotated as copper homeostasis protein cutC homolog. Gene Ontology annotation, molecular function: copper ion binding. Bases 455 to 1261 code for a protein of 268 amino acids. The record is from RefSeq and is a predicted model, not a curated record. NCBI's taxonomy places the organism in Eukaryota, Metazoa, Arthropoda, Insecta, Diptera, Culicidae. The transcript has 3 exons.